This is a messenger RNA of Cajanus cajan (pigeon pea), 546 nucleotides long. The record is from RefSeq and is a predicted model, not a curated record. Lineage: Eukaryota; Viridiplantae; Streptophyta; Magnoliopsida; Fabales; Fabaceae.
GUCCAAGCUGGGAGCUAGGGUUUGUGUGGCUUCAUGCAAUGGAAGCGCUUUAAAAGCCGUCAUGGACGUUCGACACAGUCCUCACUCUCAUCGCAACUUCGAUUCAGGGCGUAAUGGGCCGGGUUUGGGCCACGGCGGAGGAUUUGGGCCGGAACAGGGCGCGGGUGCUGUCGCUGUACAGGCAAAUACUGCGUAGGCUGAACUCGCCGGAGCUGCCGCUGAGCUUCGCGGCGAGGCUGGCGAAGAAGGCGGAGGUGCGGGCGAUCUUCUGGGUGGGUUCCGAUGAACGCUCAUUGCACAACAUCGCUGACCUAAUUGAUGCCGCUGAGUACUCUCUUUCCUUUCUCAGAAAAGGGGAACUCCCUCCGCGUUACAUUAAUUGAAUAUUGUGUUCUUCGUUUUUUUCAUGUAGAUAAAAAAACAAUGGUAAUAAGAAAAAACUAGAAUUAAAUUGGAUGUGAUAUAGUGAUAUUGUUCAUAUGUUCUUUUGGCACUCUGUAUAUUGACAAAUGCCGUGGAAUAAUUGAAAUUUGUUUGAAUUCAUGA